AUGUGGCAGUUGCUUUUAUUAUUGGCGGCGUCGGCGGCGGCGCGGCCCGAGGAGACGUCCACGACCAAGGAGGUCAACUACCGCAAAUAUAUCGGCGAGCAGGAUUAUAAAUUGCCCCUGCUCACCCGGCUAGUCGAGCCUCUCGUCAUUGGCCAAACGAUCCACACCGUCGGAACGUUGAAGGCCGAGCCCAAGAGGGUCGACUUCAACUUCCUGAAGGGCGGCGCUAAGGAUGCCGACAUGCCCCUCCACUUCUCCAUCCGUUUUGAUGAGGCCGGUCUGUUCAGCAACGGCAAAUUCGUCUACAACACGUACCAGAACGGAAACUGGAGCGAGAACGAGCAGCGCAUGAGCAACCCCUUCAAGGCCUCCGAGGAGUUUGACCUGCGCGUCCGCAUCCUCGAUGGAAAGUACCACGUGUUCGCCAACCGCAAGGAGCUCGGCUUCUUCGAGCAGCGCCAGGACCUCAAGGGCAUCGAUCACGUCUCGAUCCGCGGUGACUUGGUGAAGCUGCGCCUGUUCCACUAUGGUGGCCGCAUUUUCCCGAACCCCUACACCGCGGUGGCGCCACUGAAGCCCGGCAAGCGUCUUGAUGUUUCCGGAUUGGCCACUGGCAAGCGCUUCAACGUCAACCUCUACAAGGAGAACAAGGAGUUCGCUCUCCAGAUCUCUGUCCGUUUCGAUGAGGGCGCCGUUGUCAGGAAUGCGAUGACGAACAACGUCUGGGGCAAGGAGGAGCGCGAGGGAGCCUUCCCGCUUGAGAAGGGACAGAUCUUCGACCUGACCAUCAUCAACGAGGAGUACUCGUUCCAAAUCUUCUUCAACGGCAAGCGAUUCGCCACUUUUGCCCACCGCGGAUCCCCGUCGGAUCUGAAGACGAUCGGCAUCGACGGCGACCUCGAGAUCCACGCCGUCAACUUCAACGACGCCCCCGGCAUC
Messenger RNA from Mesorhabditis spiculigera, 939 nucleotides. Lineage: Eukaryota; Metazoa; Nematoda; Chromadorea; Rhabditida; Rhabditidae. The record is from the annotation of a GenBank genome assembly.